Messenger RNA from Symbiodinium natans, 1772 nucleotides. Lineage: Eukaryota; Dinophyceae; Suessiales; Symbiodiniaceae. The record is from the annotation of a GenBank genome assembly.
AUGGCUGCGCUACCAGAUGCCACUGGCAGUGUGGCGGUCGUUGGCGUCUCCGAGGCUUACUGGCUCUGCAACGACGAUUUCGUCAGCAGCGAUGGAGCUCUGUCCGACGUAGAUGCACUGAAGGGCCUGGGUUUCCCAAGAGACUGGCCACAGGUGUACACGGGCAAUGAUGCGCUGAAGUCCUUGUUGGGUAAGCGCGGGCGAAUACCAGCAAAACGAGUAGCGGUCGCUGGGCCUCCCACGCCAGAUCAGCUCUCGAAGCUGCCCAAAGGCCUUCACUUCGUUCCGCUGCAUAGUUUUGGCAAUGCUGAGAUGCUGGCCAAGCAUGCUGGUUUAGGCGUGGUGCAGGGCUGGGCAGUAUUCGAGCGACUGGACAAGCCGAAAGGGGCCACCUUUAUUGCCGAGCGCUACUGGUGGAACUCAUCGCCGGAGGGCACCUGGAUUGACCUGACGCCACGGCCUGAAGCAUGGCAGCAGCUGUUGCUCGUGGAGCCAGUGGAACAGGGCAAAGCCAAGAAGAAGACUGUGCUCGGCGAGGAUGUCUCUAAGCUCCUGAGCCAGCUUCUCGCUCAAAGACAUCCAAACUACGUGCCCAGACAACCCAGACAGCCACAAGAGCCACAAGAGCCACAAGUGAAAGAGGUCAAGGCUGGAGAUCUGAAGGAGCCGAUGCCCGAGCCGAGUGCCAAGAACGCGGUCAAGAAGCAGUCUGGAUAUGUCGCCGGUGACCGGGGCGACCGGGGCGCCCGGAACGGCGUUGACUACUCCAAGUUCGACCACAUCGAGGACUCGGAUGAUGAGAAGCUGGUCCCAAGGCAGGUCCUCACCCUACCAAUGGGCCUCCCAAGGGAGGCCGUUUCCCGGCAGGACUAUGACAAUGUGUGGCGCGCACUUCUGCAAGACAAGCAGCUCCCGUUCACGCCUGCACCGGACUUGGACCAAAUGUGGGGAUACUACAAGUAUGGGGGCAUGGACGAGCAGGCCUUGCUUGAUCAGGCCUGUGAGGUCCUCGGCAAGUUUCCCUGCAGAUUUCCUCCGGCAGAGUGGAAGGCCAAGACUUACACCCUCACCAAGAAGCUGGAGAUGGAAAGCCGUGAGGAUGAGGCCAGAAUGUGGUCGGUCAUAUGCAUCCUCCGAUUUCCGGAUGCGGAUGCCUACUACAAUCAGGGUGUCCUGCUCAACAAGCUCUGUGACAAGGCUAAGUUUGGGGGCGCGAUGCAGGUGAAACUGCCGGCCUUAGAUGCUGCACAGGCAAAGAUGGUUCCUGUAGAGCAAUAUUGCUCUUUGUUCUCCAGGGCCGGCAUUAGCUAUUAUCGUAAGUCUUUGAAAACUGAUCCCAAGCAGCGCCCGGCUUACAUCAACUUAAUCGGUAGCCUUGAGCGUAAUGAGCCAGCGAAUUGGUACAGCGACGUACACGACCUGGCAAUCACAGCGGUGAAGCACGGCAUUUGGUACACAAAGUGGCAACGGCCGCCACACUUUGUCCCGUCCUUGCCGGCCAAGCCCUUCCACAACAGCAAGGACUUUGCGCUCUCACGUGCCUUGGAAGAGAAUUUUUCGAUCAUCAAGGCAGAGUUCGAGGCCUACAUGCAGAAGCUCGCCAACCGCAAGGAUUGGGAUGACUCAGACACAACCCCUGGGCUUGGUGACGUUGGGAAUCGUCCUGGCGCGUUGCACGAUGGCGGUCUGAGGAAAUCAGGCAAGUGGCAGGAGGUACCGCUCUUCACAAACUGUACGAAGCAGCACGAGUACACUGAGCACUUUCCCGAAAC